UCUCUUCAUUUCUCUCAACUUGCUUUCUGCUUAAGCAAGAUGGCUGAAACUUUUCUUGGUACUGUCAUAGAAGAGGCACUUUGCAAAUUGGCAUCGUUUAAUGCUGGACAGAUCCGCUUUGCAUGGGGUUUGGAGAAGGAGUUGUCAAAGCUUCGCAGUUCACUCAAGCUGAUUCAACAUGGGCUCCAAAGUGCAGAGGAAUUACAAAGUGAGGCGGUAAUACGGGAUUGGCUACAGGAGCUCAAAGACGUUGCUUAUGAUAUGGUGGAUGUACUAGAUGAGGUUGAAUAUAAGGUACUCCAACAGAAAGUAGAGACUCAAAGCCAAAUGAAAAGGGUGCGCAGCUUUUUCUCUCCCUCAAAUCCCAUUGCAUUUCGUUUCAACAUGGCUAAUAAAGUUAAGAAGAUUAAUGGGUCUCUUGUUAAAGUAAGAGAAGAUGCAGUUUUUACUAUUCUUCUUGCUAGAAACAAAAGCCCCCGGGUUGGCAAAUUCCAGCCUGAUACUCACUCCUUUCUAGAUUCAAAUUUUGAAUCAAGAGGGGAUGGAAGAUGUCACAGAAAUUGUUAACUUGUUGAGUGAACAAAGGAGUCAUCAGUAUCCCAUCUCUGUCAUUUCUUUGAUUGGCAUGGCAGGAGUUGGAAAGACAACUUUAGCAAAAUUGCUAAAAAAAGAAAUAGAAAAGAUAAAAAUGUUUGAUGAAGUAGCAUGGGUGUGUGUGUCUGAUGAUUUUGAUGAACGGAGAGUUUUGAAAGGGAUGUUGGAAUAUCAUGAUCAGAAUGCUGGUGGAAUAAAUAAUAUUGAUGUAU
This is a messenger RNA of Rubroshorea leprosula, 806 nucleotides long. The record is from the annotation of a GenBank genome assembly. NCBI's taxonomy places the organism in Eukaryota, Viridiplantae, Streptophyta, Magnoliopsida, Malvales, Dipterocarpaceae.